AAGGUGAAAUGCAAACUCCGUCGCGAAGUCGAAGUAAUGUUUGACGGUAAAUGGCGUGUAUGUCCCGAAAAUGGUGGCACUAUUGUAACUGCAAAAGAUACGACUAGCGAAGACUGGUUAGAAUGUCCAGCUUUUAAACAUGUAUGUUCGGAAGACGAAAUAAUAGAGAGAAUGAGAAGGCGUGAGAACAGACUGGAAGGAGACAGUAGUUAUAUUGACACGAACAGCAUUUUGUAG
Molecule: messenger RNA, 237 nt
Organism: Schistosoma turkestanicum
Lineage: Eukaryota; Metazoa; Platyhelminthes; Trematoda; Strigeidida; Schistosomatidae
Source: the annotation of a GenBank genome assembly